Dendroctonus ponderosae (mountain pine beetle) is the source of this 1342-nucleotide messenger RNA. RefSeq lists its product as uncharacterized. The record is from RefSeq and is a predicted model, not a curated record. Lineage: Eukaryota; Metazoa; Arthropoda; Insecta; Coleoptera; Curculionidae.
AGCUCGGAAACUGCGUCUGAUUGUUCGAGAAAUGUGCGUUUCUUGAAACUGUCAGCCACUAAUCUUUGCUACCAUUGUGCUAUGAUAUGGACAAAUAUUGUACGCAGAUUUUGGCCAAACUAAUUCCAAGCCAAACAAUAAUUCGCCUAUUUUAAAUAAAAAAUAGUCAUCAAGGAGCCAGAGCAGUCUUUCCAAUCUGCGGCAUGGGUGUGAAAUUGUUCUUUCUGCUGAGCCUUGCGGCCUGCACAGCCCAAGCCAUCCAGCUGACCAAAGAAAACAACUUGGCUCAAGCGGCAGACCUGCAAAAGCAGCUGCAGUCUCUAACACACUCUGCUCUAUCGUUGGGCAGUGCAGAGGUGCGCCAGCACGUUCUCGAUGAGAUCAUCGAUAGCCCCAAGGCGGCGGUCUUAAGAGUUGCGCAACUGUUGCUCACAAAAUCCAAUGCCGAAGUAUCAGAAGUUCUGGACGAGUUCAAUGCAGGGCUUGGCUUCCAACUUCUGGUAAUCCAGGGCGAAUACGUUACUUUAGACGCUCUGGCCUUUGAGAAAAUGCUGUCGCAAAAGGCGAGUGCCAUUUCAAGAGCGCUCUAUCCGGACGAUUACUAUCAAUCGCUGAUUCUGUAUGGGGCGCUUCAGAAGAAGAUUCUGGCUCUCAGCCCGGAAAUGCGCACAGUGAUCCAAACAGCUAAGGUGCCAGUGAGUAAACUUUCCAAGGCUUUGACUACUCGAGGCUUUGCCAGAGGGGGUUUGAGUGAGAUCCAAGCGAAAAGCGUGCUGGACCAGUUGAUCAGUGCAGUGGAAAUCGCCGCUUGUAACGUGGUGGUCUCAGACAUCUACGAUCAAGUGAAUUCAACGUUGCAGAGCUGUAUCACUUAUCUGGGCACGAUUACUGUUGAGACUACCGAUAGUAGCAUCUGGGAGAGUAUUGUAGUUGUAGUCGUAAAUCUCGUGGUUGACUUGGGAGAAAGUUUGGUGGAAUACGCUAACAGUCUAGCCGCCUCAUAUGCCAGCUCCGUUUGCGAUGAUCUGUUCUCAUCUAGCAGCGACUCAGAUAGCAGGAAGAGGCGUGAUCUGAGCGCAGCAGUCGAUGUAGGGCAAGUGGCGCUGAUCAACCGGAACAUCUUAACAGAUUUAGUGGAUUUGGUUUGGCAACUGUUGGCUCCAAUUCUGAACAAUGUAGCCAAACUAGCUGUGCAAAUGGUCGCUGAUGCCGUCACAUCCGAAGUUGAUGGUAUAGUAAGCUCGGCCGUUUUAGCAGCCAACGAUUAUAUCGAUGAUAUUCUUAGUUAAGUUGUACGUUGAUUAAAUGUAGUUAGUUUCAAUAAACACAACCAAAGCUGGUG